AUGACCUUGGCCGCUAUUCUGUCUGUCCUGGGCAACCUCAUCCUCUCAUACUUCUCACAGCAGAUAUCUCAGGACAUAGGGAUGACUGACGCCCAGUAUGGCAUGUUGACUGGAUAUGCCUACUUCCUUGUACAAGGCGUGGCAAUGGUUCUUCAAGGCUACGCCAUAGACUUCUACUCGCUUAAUCGCGUGUAUGUUGUUGGAUUCGGCGGCGUGCUGGGAGCUGGAGCGCUCCUCAUGCAGGGAUUUGCCAAGGACUUCAAUGUGAUGCUCAUUGGAAUGCUGUUCAGUGCGUUGGGCAGUUCUGUAUUCGCAGUCCUCCCCAUUCCCAUUCUCUCCGACAUCCUGCCUCCAGAGCAGAUCAGUUUUGGGGGCGCCAUCUUCGGCUCCAAUCCCUACCUGGCUGAGUUUCUGGCGGGCAACCUGGCGGAAUUGUGCCUGAAGAAGGGCAUCAGCUGGCGCUGGGCAGUUGUGGGACUGGGUACUGCCUGUGGCGCUUCGUCUCUGGCCAUUUUUGCCUUCCUUCGAGAGCCGCCGAUCGGCCGCUUCAUUGUCAAGAGGGCGGGUGACAGGCUUUCGUAUGGAUCAUUAGGGUUGGGAAGGCUGAUACCUCUGGCGUGCUAUGGAGCUAUCUGCCAACGGUACUACACCAAGUUGCCCACCAUCUCGCUCUACACUACAGCGAUCGGGGCGUGUAUUGCGGCAGCGUGUGUGGCCAUUUCAAUUCUUUCUCGCGUAAUAGCAGGGGAUGUUUCCAACAGGGGGUACGCCAUUGGCCUGACAGCGAUGACUCUAACGUUUGUGAUCGGAGAGGGCUGGCAGGGACCUCUGAGUGUGAUGAUAACGCUUGCGCUGCCACCUGAGAUCAGGAGCUUUGCAAUCUCCCUCUUCUUUGCGGUUGCGCAGCUCAUUGGCCCUGCAGGCAGCGUCCUCUUUGGCAUCUACCUCACGAUUGGAGACUGGGUCAAAGGAACGCCAUCGUACGUUACACCGGCACGCAUCUACAUGCUGGUGGCUCUGAUGGGCGGCUACAUUGGAUCAGCCAUCAUCUACAUCUUGGCCGUCCCAGCCGUCAACCGCGAUAUGGAGAAGCGCGCGGAGGCCGUGCGUGCCGGCGGCUACCCCGAGGUGUGUGCAUUCUGUAUCUUAUGCACACGAGUGGUUGCACCCCCGCACAUCAUCUAA
Molecule: messenger RNA, 1185 nt
Organism: Coccomyxa subellipsoidea C-169
Lineage: Eukaryota; Viridiplantae; Chlorophyta; Trebouxiophyceae; Coccomyxaceae
Product: MFS general substrate transporter
Exons: 8
Coding region: 1-1185 (394 amino acids)
Biological process (GO): transmembrane transport
Molecular function (GO): transmembrane transporter activity
Source: RefSeq, a predicted model, not a curated record